Molecule: messenger RNA, 762 nt
Organism: Colletotrichum karsti
Lineage: Eukaryota; Fungi; Ascomycota; Sordariomycetes; Glomerellales; Glomerellaceae
Exons: 2
Coding region: 1-762 (253 amino acids)
Source: RefSeq, a predicted model, not a curated record
AUGCCGAAACCGACCAUAAUCCUCGUCCACGGCGCCUGGCACCGCCCGGAUCACUACAAGCCCUUCCUCGACGUCCUCGAGCGGAAGGGAUACCCAUGCAUCGCCCCGAGCCUACCGUCCGGCAGCACUCCCCCGCCCGAGGACCCCCCCGCCGCGGACGUCCGCUGCAUCAGAGAGGCCGCCGUCGAGGUGGCGGACCAGGGCAGGAAGAUCAUCGCCGUGGCUCACUCAUACGGCGGCAUCGUUGCCACGGAAGCCUUCGCAGGUCUCGGGGUCGAGACGCGGGCUAAGGAGGGGAAGAAAGGGGGCGUCCGGUGGCUCGUGUAUCUCACGGCGUACAUGGUUUCGGGGGAUGAUUCUCUUGGGAGUGUGUUGCUUCCGCACCCGUUGACGUGGUUACGUGUUGAGGGAAUGGAGGCUGUUCUUGCAGAGGACCAUGACUACGGAUCCGUCUUCUACUCCGACCUCCCCAAGGCGGAACACCAGAAGUUGAAGGAUUUGCUCAGGAGCUUCCCUAUUGCUUGCGCGGCGUACGUACCAAAAGCCAAGGCUUAUCUCAAUAUCAAGACCGUCUACGUAUACUGCGAGAAUGAUCUCGCGGUGCCACUCUCUGUGCAGCGGAUGCUGGUAGAUAAGGUGAAGGAGCUCGGAGUUGGUGUCAAGGAGGAAAGCUUGCCGGCGGGCCAUUUCCCGUCGCUAAGCAUGCCGGGAGAGCUUGCGAGGGUUAUUGAAAGGCUGUUGGAAUACCGAGCACGUAUUUGA